AGCCCAUUCGUAUCCGUUCGCCGAUCCGAACUGUUUUAUUCAAACUUGUUACUUGUUAAACAUUCUAUUAUUAUUAUUAAAUUAUUGUUAAUAUUAUUAUAAAAUUUAUUAUUAUUAAGUUAUUGAUGUGUGCAUAUAUUUAUAUGGUCCAGAUCCUGAAAAGUGCCAAUCUGCAGUCCAGAUUUUUAUCAACCUUGUUCGUCGCCAGAGAUGGUCGGGUUCUAUGACGAGAAAUCCCUUAUUCUACCGUCAAGCACCGAACCAGUAAGCGUCAAUAAGUUGGUGUGCAGCCCAGACUUACCGCUCCCUGCAUUCACGUCCCAACCUGCCGAAACGCAACCAUUGGCAGAAGAACCUUGUCCGACUUGCAACAAAAUGUUCGCCUCCAAGACGGCCCUGCAACUCCACCAACGUCAAACCCAUACAAAAGAUGUCGGUCCGGAUCCGUACCGGUGUAACAUAUGCUCGAAAACGUUCGCCGUGCCGGCCAGACUGACCCGCCAUUAUCGCACUCACACCGGCGAGAAACCAUUCACCUGCGAGUUCUGCGAUAAAAGUUUCAGCGUCAAAGAAAACCUGAGCGUCCACCGGAGGAUCCAUACCAAAGAGCGGCCGUACAAGUGCGAAGUGUGCUCCAGAGCCUUCGAACAUUCUGGAAAACUUCACAGACACAUGCGGAUUCACACGGGCGAACGCCCCCAUAAAUGUAGCGUUUGUUCGAAAACUUUCAUCCAGUCCGGACAGUUGGUGAUUCACAUGAGAACGCACACCGGUGAGAAACCAUACGUGUGCAAUGUAUGCCAAAAAGGCUUCACCUGCAGCAAACAACUUAAAGUUCACUCGAGAACCCAUACCGGAGAAAAACCAUACUCCUGUGAAAUUUGCGGGAAAUCUUUUGGGUACAAUCACGUGCUGAAGCUCCACCAGGUAGCGCACUACGGAGAAAAAGUGUACAAGUGCACCAUAUGCCAUCACACCUUUAACUCCAAGAAAACGAUGGAGACGCACAUCAAGAGCCAUUCGGAGAGUGUGACUGCAGUGGUGCAGCACCCCGCCCAACCACCUACGCCACCCUCCUCCAACCCAUCUAGUGAAUCCGGAGUGAGCGACAAAGAAAACUCGAAAAGCUCAAUAGAAGACAGCCUGAUGACCCAAAAAACUUCUUUGGAAGCGGACAGUGUGUACUACUUAUACACCCACGGAGGUUUAUCCCCGAAUUAUUUACCUUCCUACCACAGUUCGUCGGGGGUUGAAAUACUUGCGGCGGCGGCCACCGCCAGGGAAUCCCAAUCGAGUCAGGACUUACUUUUUAGUUUCAUGAAGUCACCGCGGCCUCAGACUUACUUUCCAUUGACUGCGGCGGUACCACCUGCCCCGCCUCUUACCGCCGGGGAUGACAUUAGGAAGCGAGUGGAAGCCGCCUUGAUUAUGGAUUCGGAUCCUUGUUACUUGGAGAGGGAUCGUGCCAUGACCCCGCCCAGUUCGAAUCCGGUGUCCCCGAGUGCUUCGGUGACCCCACCGAACUCGCCCGAUCCGGAGCUCAGUUUACCUCCAAGAAAACGAUCCAGGAUGAUUCAGAGGUCGAUAGAGGACUCUAAUGGGUUCUCACCGGUUAGGUAUAGUGUUAUUCAAUAUGCUGGAUCAGUGGAGUAGGUUAUUUUUUGGAUAUUUUCGAUAGAAGUGUGUUAUAAUAUGCCUUAAAUAAGAAAUUGUAAUUAUUUAAGUAUUUUUAUCCAGGGUUGCAAGGCGGGUCAUUUAGUUUUAUAGCAUUUAAAACUAUCGAGUGCGAUCCUGUAUAUACUUUUUAUUGGUUAAAAUACUCACCUUGACUAAUGAAGGUUGGCAUUUCAACCAAUAGAAAGGAUUGCGUAACUUAAUACGCGUGCAUGUAAAUAUAACCUUAUUCGUUGGUAUGACAGGACCGCCUUCAGUUUUUUUUUUUAAUAAAAAUAAAUCCCCCAUUUUCCCAAAUUUGUAAAAUAUUUAUUUGUUAACUUAAUAUAUCGUUUCUUAUACUAGUAAUAAUAGACACUAAAGUGCACGUAAUAUUUAAAAUUAUAUAUUUUUUUUGUUCUGUGAUAUAAACGUUUUAAUUAGGUAUUUUUCUAUUAGGCCUAGAGUGGACGUAUGCAAUAUUUGUAAAACAAAAUGUUUUCGAGUGCAAAGGCUUAACACUUAUUACUUAGGGGCAUUCAUCUGGCAACAUAUGGCAACACCUCGAGCAUUGAGUGUCUAACACCGUCUUUGCGGCGUUGCCAUAUGCCACUGAAAAUUUUCUGAUUAAUGCCCUUAAAGGAAUUAUGCAAUUUUUAAAAUGAAAUUUUGUUUUUCUUGUUUAGGUAAAUUAAAUUAACUUUGUGUGUGCGUAUAUAUGUGUCGAGUUUUGUGCUUUUGUUUUAGACUUAUAUUUAAAUAUAUACAUACAUUAGCAUAAUUAUUAUUAAAACAAAUGUUAAUUUUUUUUGUACAAUUUAUUGUUUUUUUUUUGUAAGAGUAACGUACUGCAUUAUGUAAGUCUGAAUUCUCACUCGGUGGGAGUGUGUUGUAUUCCAUAGUAAUAUUGUAUUUUCUUUUGUCUCUAAGUAUCUUAUACAUUAAUCUAACUAAAAUAUUAAAAAAACCCUUU
Messenger RNA from Anthonomus grandis grandis, 2626 nucleotides. It is a transcript of the gene Kr-h1, whose product is annotated as zinc finger protein 79-like. The transcript is spliced from 2 exons. The coding region runs from base 211 to 1653 and encodes 480 amino acids. NCBI's taxonomy places the organism in Eukaryota, Metazoa, Arthropoda, Insecta, Coleoptera, Curculionidae. The record is from RefSeq and is a predicted model, not a curated record.